AUGUCGUACAGAGUCGCCGCCCCCGAUGAGUACCUCGCCAUCACGGGUAUGUCCGUGAAGACGGUCAAGAUCACAAAGGCAGCUUGGGUAUGGCCUUUCCAGCGCUGCAUGCGCUUCCGGAUCACGCCCCAUGACUAUGCCAUGAGCCUGCAGGCCAUGACCAAGGAGAAGCUCCAGUUCCUCCUGCCUGUGGUCUUCACCGUCGGCCCCGACGUCAACCAGCGCGGCGCCAAUGCCGUCCACAGACCAAGCCACUCCGAAGCCUCUGAGCAGCAGCAGCACGACGAGGAUGACAACUACAUCUCCUCCAACCGGCGUGAGGAUCGCGGUGAUGCCCUCAUGAAGUACGCCAUGCUCCUGGCCGAGUCCGCAGACCAGAAGACCAGCUCUCUGGCUCACCUCGAGAACAUCGUCAAGGGCAUCAUCGAGGGCGAGGUCCGCGUCCUGGUCUCGAGCAUGACCAUGGAAGAGAUAUUCACCGAGCGCGAGGUCUUCAAGCGCCGCAUCUUUCGCAACAUCCAGUCCGAGCUCAGCCAGUUCGGCCUCAAAAUCUACAAUGCAAACGUCAAGGAGCUCAAGGACGCGCCCAACUCGAACUACUUUGAGUCACUUUCCCGCAAGGCCCACGAGGGCGCCAGCAACCAGGCCAGGAUUGACGUCGCCGAGGCCCAGCUGCGCGGUAACGUCGGCGAGGCGAAGCGCAAGGGCGAGCAGGAGCGCGAGAUUGCAAAGAUCAACGCCGAGACCGCCGUUCAGAAGACGGACCGCGACAUUGAGCGCGCCACCGCCGAGGCGAAUCUCGCCACCCGCCAGGCCUCCCUGAGCAAGGACGUUGACAUUGCCCGUGUCGAGGCCCGCCGCGCCCUCGAGUCCAAGGACGAGGACCUCAAGCGUGAAGUCGAGGUCAAGCGCGCCGCCGCGGAGAUUGAGCGCCUGCGUGCCACCGAUGUCGUGAAGGCCACCAUCGAGCGCGAGGCCCGGCAGCAAGAGGCCGACGCCGCGGCGUACGCCAUCGAGGCGGACGCGAAAGCAAACUUUGAAAAGAGUCAGCGCGAGACCGAGGCCAAGGCCUUCAAGACGCAAAAGGACGCCGACGCGCACACGGCGGCCGAGUUCAACCGCACCACCAAGACGGCCGACGCAAACGCCUACAAGUCCCGCCAGGACGCCGACGCGCACCAGUACUCGGCGCAGCUGACCGCCGAGGCCGACCUCACCCUGAUGCUCAAGAAGGCCGAGGGCAUGUCGGCCAUGGCGGAUGCCUACGGCAAGAUGUCCACGGCUUUUGGUGGGCCGGCCGGUCUGCUGCAGUACCUGAUGAUCGAGAAGGGCACGUACGUUGAGCUGGCCAAGGCCAACGCCGAGGCCAUCCGCGGCCUGCAGCCCAAGAUCAGCGUCUGGAACACCGGCAGCCAGGCUGGUGGUGAGGGUGCUGCUGGCGGGAACUCUGGUAUCGACACCAUGCGCAACGUCUACCAGAUGCUGCCUCCCCUGAUGACGACCAUCAACGAGCAGACUGGCAUCACGCUGCCCGAGUGGCAGUUUGGCAAAAUGAAUGCCGGUAUGCAGGCUAUGCAGAAAGAGAACGGCGCCAAGGUCAACGGCGCCAAGUAA
Colletotrichum orchidophilum is the source of this 1614-nucleotide messenger RNA. RefSeq names its product SPFH domain/Band 7 family protein. The coding region runs from base 1 to 1614 and encodes 537 amino acids. NCBI's taxonomy places the organism in Eukaryota, Fungi, Ascomycota, Sordariomycetes, Glomerellales, Glomerellaceae. The transcript has a single exon. Gene Ontology annotation, cellular component: plasma membrane. The record is from RefSeq and is a predicted model, not a curated record. Gene Ontology annotation, biological process: protein localization to plasma membrane.